Molecule: messenger RNA, 1191 nt
Organism: Phytophthora infestans T30-4
Lineage: Eukaryota; Oomycota; Peronosporomycetes; Peronosporales; Peronosporaceae
Exons: 3
Coding region: 1-1191 (396 amino acids)
Source: RefSeq, a predicted model, not a curated record
AUGUCCGGCAAGCACGAGUUCUGCCCAGGAGAGAAGCGGGUGAUGGUGAACAGCUACGAGUAUUUCAAAAGCCAGAAGGAACAAGGCCUCUUCAAAGGCAUCAGGACACGCCAACUGGUCUCUGAUUGCCUUGGGUGUGCUCCCAACACCGUUGACUCCGUGGUUAAUGAGAAAAAGAAUAACUCAGACACUUAUUUUGAGACAGAAAACAAUCAGUCGCCAACGGUACACGACAUCUCGAUGCAUCCAUUUAAUGCCAUAGCCGACACCUUCGACGUGACUCCAGUACGAUCUCGACCUGUUCUCGCACCGCGAGUACCAGCCGUCACAGCACUGGCCGCAGAGCGAAGAGCCCCCAAUCGACGCAAGAAACUUAAAUGGCGGACGCGUGAUUCCCAGGCUUCGCAGCUCUACAACUUGGAGCUGGACGUCAUGCAUCUUCAACAGGAAAUUCAACGCUUGGCAGAGUAUCAACAAAUUCUCGACGCCCGCACUUUCAAUCGUCGUGAUGCGUUGGAUGGCUACUACGUCAAGACAGUGCAAGAGUACCACCGUGUAUUUGAGAACGGCUAUCGUCCAGGCACCCCGCUUGAUGCGACUCACGGACGUGGCGUGAUGCUGCAUCAGUGGGAACAAUACACAAAGGCGCUCUCCGGCCUCGAAUUUCACUACCUGCGCUCUCAAGUCCUCUCGAUGGAAGGACGCACGGUCGUCACGUCCUAUGCCAGCUACAAACACAUCGUAACACGAGACACUGUGGAAGUCAUGUUCCCUGAAGCACUACGACAAUAUCCACGCAUUGUGACGAAGAUGUUGGGGCGUGUGUUCAAAGGCGUCGGCAAGUUUGACUUCGUCUUUGACACGCAGACGCACAACAUUAUCUCGUUUGACUUCGAACUUGACUUCCUCGAAGAGUUUUCUCGUUUGCUUCAGGACCCGCGCGAUCUUUGUGCCAUUUUCGAAGGAGCAAGGAUCACCGAGGAAUGUCUGAUUGGCGACGUGACUGGCUACGGGGAGGUCCCGUCGAGUCCGAAUGCUGGUCCAAUUGCGACAGCUACAGUUGAGAAAAAGACAGAGGCCAGUUUCGAUACAGAUUUGGAGGAUAAGACGCCUUUAGGGCAUAGCGACGAAGAGUGGCGACAGCCUUCGUUGACUAAUAGGACGGGCAGACGCAAGGAGAUUUGGGAGUAG